GUAAACGCUCCAUUAGUCCGUACAAAAAUAAGCAUUCGGAAGCAUAUAAUUAUUAUCUAGUUUUUAUUUUUAUCUUGUCGGAACAUAAACAAAAGAAAUAUUCAGAACGAUUUAAUAAAUCAAGUUCCAAAGUAAUAAUAUAAAAUACGUUUUUCUAGAGUACUGAGCUGUUAUCACUAUGUGUAAGUGAAAAUUGCUUUGUAUUUCGUAUAAAAUUAUCGUAAUUGUCUUCUCAGUUUUAUCUUCAUCUUAACUUAAUAUUUUUUUAUCGAAUGUUAUCGGGAUUAUUGUAAUUCUAGUGCUUGCUUCUCGUUAUUACAUAACUAACCGGUUAAAGGAUACAAAAAAUAAAAACGUCGUUAAUUAAGAUUAAAGUUCUUCAAAAUUUAUUGUCUCUACGUUUUAAGUUCUACGCCUAGAUUUUUUAUAUUUCGUACAGUUUUCUUGAAUAGAACUUUAUAUAUUUCUGUUUUUACUACAAUGAAUGAAAAUGUGCAACAAGUUUUGCCAUGGGCUGUCAGUGCUGCAGCUUUAGGUUAUGCAGUUUAUGCUACAAUUGCGAUUAUGAAAAGAAAAGGGAGAGUUAAUGAUAAAAUUGAUAUGGAUUGCAACAAGGUUGUUCAUUCUGUUGACAUUGAAGAUAUUGGAAAUAAGAAAGUAUUCUGUCGCUGUUGGAAGUCUAGCAAAUUUCCUUAUUGUGACGGCAGUCAUACUAAACAUAAUGAAGACACCGGAGACAAUCUAGGUCCUCUUAUUGUGAAGCAGAGAGAAUCCUAAUGUCUUUGCUUUUUUUUUUCAAUGUUAGUACAAUAAUUAAAUUUUUCACAUUUUAUUGGUGCCUAAAAUUAAGAUCUGCACUUAUAUGUGGCAUACAUGCCUGUUGAUGUCAAUGUUUUUGUUGUCAUAAAAGAUAAGACUUUUUGUUAGAACAAUAAAUUUUUGAGCAUUUA
Molecule: messenger RNA, 950 nt
Organism: Parasteatoda tepidariorum (common house spider)
Lineage: Eukaryota; Metazoa; Arthropoda; Arachnida; Araneae; Theridiidae
Gene: Cisd2
Product: CDGSH iron sulfur domain 2
Biological process (GO): regulation of autophagy
Cellular component (GO): intracellular membrane-bounded organelle; mitochondrial outer membrane
Molecular function (GO): 2 iron, 2 sulfur cluster binding
Source: RefSeq, a predicted model, not a curated record